GCAGCGCUUUGGGAUGCUAGGGACGCGCCUGGCUGUACUUCUGAGGUGGGAGGGGGCUACAGGCAGAAGAGAAUAUCAGACGUUCAUAUGUUCCCCUUCUGCCUGCCGCUCAUCUCUCGUUCCGCUAGGGCUGGUCCGUGCAAGAAACAGACGGAGCCAAGGCAGCUGGGAGAGGAAGACGCUGAGGCGCGUGGAACCCGAAAAGUCUGGGUGCUCUCAGUUACCACCUAGAGUCCACAGCAGGCCUUCAGCACCAUGGACAGCCGCGCCGGCCAGGGGAACAGCAGCGACUGUUCUGACCCCUUGACUCAGGCAAGUUGCUCUCCAGCACCUGGUUCCUGGCUCAACUUGUCCCACGUAGAUGGCAACCAGUCCGACCCAUGCGGUCUGAACCGCACCGGGCUUGGCGGGAGCGACAGCCUGUGCCCUCCAACCGGCAGCCCUUCCAUGGUCACAGCCAUUACCAUCAUGGCCCUCUACUCUAUCGUGUGUGUAGUGGGCCUCUUCGGAAACUUCCUGGUCAUGUAUGUGAUUGUCAGAUACACCAAAAUGAAGACUGCCACCAACAUCUACAUUUUCAACCUUGCCCUGGCAGAUGCCUUAGCGACCAGCACUCUGCCCUUUCAGAGUGUCAACUACCUGAUGGGAACGUGGCCCUUCGGAACGGUUCUCUGCAAGAUCGUGAUCUCCAUAGAUUAUUACAACAUGUUCACCAGCAUCCUCACCCUCUGCACCAUGAGCGUGGACCGCUACAUCGCCGUCUGCCACCCCGUCAAGGCCCUGGAUUUCCGAACCCCCCGAAAUGCCAAAAUUGUCAAUGUCUGCAACUGGAUCCUGUCUUCCGCCAUUGGUCUGCCUGUAAUGUUCAUGGCAACCACAAAAUACAGGCAUGGGUCCAUAGAUUGCACCCUUACGUUCUCCCACCCCACCUGGUACUGGGAGAAUCUGCUCAAAAUCUGUGUCUUCAUCUUCGCCUUCAUCAUGCCAGUCCUCAUCAUCACCGUGUGUUACGGACUGAUGAUCUUACGCCUCAAGAGCGUCCGUAUGCUGUCGGGCUCCAAAGAGAAGGACAGGAACCUGCGCAGGAUCACCAGGAUGGUGCUGGUGGUCGUGGCUGUGUUCAUCGUCUGCUGGACCCCCAUUCACAUCUACGUCAUCAUCAAAGCGCUGGUCACGAUCCCAGAAACCACUUUUCAGACGGUUUCCUGGCACUUCUGCAUUGCCUUGGGUUACACAAACAGCUGCCUGAACCCAGUUCUUUAUGCGUUCCUGGAUGAAAACUUCAAACGAUGCUUCAGAGAAUUCUGCAUCCCAACCUCCUCCACGAUCGAACAGCAGAACUCCACCCGAAUCCGCCAGAACACUAGGGAACACCCCUCCACCGCCAAUACAGUGGAUCGAACUAACCAUCAGCUAGAAAAUCUGGAAGCAGAAACUGCUCCACUGCCCUAACUGGGUCCGACACCAUCCUUGCCCUCGCUAAGCUCAGAGGCCACCGUCUACUUGGAAUCAGGUUGCUGUCAGGGUGUGUAGGAGGCUCUGGUUUCCUAGGAAACCACCUGAUCCUGCACCAAGCAGAGACUGUCCUCUCCGGCCACUUCACUCUGCACGUGAGAGACACUCGUACUGUAGCACGCACUCAGAAGGGAGAGACUUCAUGACGCUACUGAACCCAGCUCGUGUACAGAACCACCAGAAACAUCCCGGACCACAAUACUCUGUGGUAUGUGAAUUGGGGGUCAUCAUAGAAGGUGACCCUUCUGUAUGUAGUAUUUUUAUUUUAAAAAAAAAAUUCUUUUGACCUCAUCAAAGAAAAACCAUCAAUUGUUAAAUUCACUGUAGUAAUGCAUAAAGUAAACGCUACCUCUGACCUCUGACCCAGUCACCUUCUAUGGAAAGUUCCAGUCUUGUUAGUAUUUUGUUGGGUGGGGGGGGAUACAUUAUUUUCAACCAUAAUGUUCAUGUUGAAAUUAUUACGUAGUUAAGACACCAGGGGCACCUCCAUUGCCAGGUUUUGUAUUGGUAGAAAGAACACAACAUCUUCCACAAUGAAAAUAAAAGGGGUUUAGAGCACAGUGUCAUCUGAAGAGCGGCUGUUCUCACAGGGAGAGAACUGACUGGGAGCUAUGAUGUUGGGGGACAGCUUCCUAAUUCCCCUGCCGCCCUCUAAGUGCUCAGAACACCAGGCUCAUGAAGUUACCCGGUGAGCUCACCAUGCUGUCUGAGGAGGAAGCCAAGAAUGUUGCUCUCUUCAUUUCUCAGUAAUUUCUGCACACUGCGUGCUCUCUUGUACAUUAUUUUCUCUGAUGUCUCCUGAAUCAGCAUGAUAAAACAACAGAUGUUGGUGGUGGCUGCCAAGAAAGUUUAAGCAUUUUUUUUUUAAAUACGGACCCAAUAAACAUAAUCACAAGGCAGACUCAACCACAGAGAAAAACAUGUGAUGGGUUUUUCAAUCCUAUGUAGUUACCUGAACAUGAAAUAUUAACAAUACCCCAAAACUCCUUCCGUGAAGAUUUGAAUUUAUGUGAUGUAUAAUCUUGGUCUUUAUUGUCUUUUAAAUAUCAAGAUUUCCUUGAUACAAUGUCAGUCUCCGAUGCAGCUUCUCGGAGUCCUUCUGGCUAGUCCUCUUUAACAGGACUCACAGUUGAGAUUUGGCAGUCUCCCCUUACCGGAUCUGGAAGAAUGGCCAAGUCAGGCGGUCCAUAUAAGGGCACUCUCCACUUUGAACUCUUGUCAGCUCUGACCACAUGAACUGAGUCUAUGGAGAUGAGAGUAGAAAUCAAGGGCCAAGUUUCCUUCCAAGGGUUCCAGAGAGUGCAAGCAGCCAGCAAACACAACCGUAAAAUAUGCGUCCCUCCAUCUGUCUAACAAGACACAAACAUGCCCCAGGUAUCCAAAGGCAGUGUUUCUGCAGGGCAGCUGUCAUAGGUCAGAAUAUCUGAAUUUACUGUCUCAGAUCUGAAAGGCUAUAAUUACAUAGACCUGGCUAUGUACCCAUUAGAGGAGGAAAAAAAUCCAAGAUAAGUGUUUUAAUGUUUCCUUUCAAUAAUGCAUCUAAUAACCUCCAUUUCUCAGACAUUUCACCCCAGGAUAGAUGGGUAUUAUGUUGCAAUUUUUACAUUUUCUGAUCCAAGUAAUUAAAACCAAAAAUCUUAAAAAGACAGAAUUUUAAAAUGGAUAACGCAAACGAGACUCCUUAGGGGGAAUGAAAUAUGUGUGCGUAAGUACUGAGGACACUCUUGCCCCCUAUAUGCUCUCAAGGGAUAGGGAGCACAGUUUUCUUUCUGAUCUUCGGGCUUCUUUUCAGCUAUCACUCUUUCUGUGUAAUGAUCCACUGGUGUGAAUUAUCUUGCACGUGGCUGAGAGCAUUUUGGCCUUGAUAUAAGACUUGAUCCAAGUUGUUUUUUUUUUUUACACAAACAUCAUGUAUAUGUGCAAAAGGCUCUUCCAUAUCAAAUCUUAGACUCUACAAAGAGUACACAAUGAAGGGGUUCAUUGUAAAAAAUACAUUCUAAAGCCAGUAAGGCGUUACCAGUAUUUUUUUCUGGAAAGCUGCUCUCAAUGCCUGUGUGCUAAAAAUAACUGGCAACUCAGUGGAACAGAGAGAGACACGAGAGCCCUCGUUCUGGAGGAGUGAGUUCCUCCCACAGUCCGAAGGUAAAGGAAAUGAGAAUCCUGUUCUUCCUUCUGACUACACCUGCAUCUUCACAGAUGAAGCUUCUUCCUCAUUACUCUCAAUUAAUCUGGGUGGCCCCGAAAUAGAGGCUACGGAUGUGAAGGGGGAGGUUUGAACUGUAGACAUAACUAUGGAAGCUCUGCUUUACUGAGUCUGAGGCUCAGUGCCCUGUCCUCCAGACUCUGCUUUCUUUCUGCUUUCAGCCUCCGUUGUGUGGCUACCGUGUCCUUCUCUCCUGAUUAAUCUCUGUAAGGGAACAAGGUGGGGAGAUGGGACUCAGCUAGGGAAAUAGUGCUUCCACAAUGAAGAGAGGGAGGGUCCAGAAGGAACUGGAUCAUGCUUUUGUUCUAGUCUUUGCUUCAGUAUUUUUUAUCUGCUUUCAUUUCAUGACACAAAGUAAGAGUUUAGAAGACACACUAAAAUGUUUUAAUUUGAAGGUCAAAUACAUUAAUAUCUGAACAUUUGUUUUUCUUUGUUUAUUUUUGGUUUGGUUUGAUUUAUAGUUGUGAGCAAUCUAUUUAAGAUCUCUUAGCCCCAUCUCCUUGAAAGAGUGAACAAUAAUACCAACUUUUUGGGUGAUAAUCCGGAUUAAAUAAUAUGAUGUCUUUAAAAAAUAAUUUUUGUCUGUCAUGUACUAAAUGUUUUCUAUCAUAAAUGGAAACUAUCAAUGUUGAAAGAAAGAAAACAAUGAGCAUAGGUAGUGUAGGGCUUCAGUGUAUGCGUAUCAACCUUUGGGAUAACACUUCCUUCUCUGCAUUGAGAUGACUCAGAGAACCAGUGUUUCGGUGGUCUUUAAGGCCUCUGACUGCUAAGACUUAAGGCAGGAGUACAUGAAAGGGCCCAAGUUUGGGACAGCUAUGCAAGAGAUGACUGAAUUUCACUAUAAAUAGUUUCACUCUACAGUCUUGACUUCCCGCUGUCAGAAAAAGUUCCAUGAAUUAUGGGAUGGCCCCUGUGCAGGGAAUAACCCAGCCCAGGUGCCAACAACUUCUUGUGCAUGAUGUGUGAAGGUGUUCGGAUGUCAUUAUGGAAAGCCACGGCAUUUCUUAAUGGAAGCAGAGGAGUGGUCCUCUUUUAUUAUUAUUAUUAUUAUUUUAUUUUUAUAUUAAUCGCAGGUUAUUUACUUUGUAUCCCAGCCAUAGCCCCCUGCCUCAUUCCCUCCCAAUCCCACCCUCCCUCCCUCAUCUCUUCCCUGCCCCUUUCUAAGUCCACUGCUAGGGGAGGUCCUCCUCCUCUUCCAUCUGACCCUAGCUUAUCAAGUAUCUUCAGGACUGGCUGCAAUGUCUUCCUCUGUGGCCUAGCAAGACUGUUCCUCCCUUGGGAGGGGUGGGGGUUAAAGAAGCCAGUCAUUGAAUUCAUGUCAGAAAUAGUUCCUGUUCCCUUUACUAGGGAAGCCCAUUUGGUUACUGACUACCAUGGGCUACAUCCGAGCAGGGAUUCUAGCUUAUAUCUGUACAUGGACCUUAGUUGUAGAAAGAGUCUCAUAGAGGGCCCCCAUGCCCUGAUAAAUUUUGUCCUUGUGGAGUUCCUGUCCUCUCCUGGUCAUAUUAACGGUCCUGAUUAAUAUAACCAGUAUGAGUAUGUUUUAGGCACUACACAUUAUGAGCAUGCAGGUGACUGAAACUUAGAAUUGGGACUUUAAAAACUGUGCGGGCCAUUGAGCCAUUGGUUGGGCACAGCUGGAGAAAGUAGUACCCAUCCUGCAUCUUUUGUGUGAAAUGUAAGUGCAGCUACAAGUACAUAUUUUAAUGAAGGGCUCAGUAUAAGCUCCUAAGAAAUACAAAGAGAUUUGGAAAAGUCAGUUAUUUCACCUAUAUUAAGCGUGUAAUGAGAAGAACGCUGAAAAAAAUGGCUCUCCCUCUCAGAACAUGUGCCCAGGGUCUAGAAGCAGCUUAUGUAUAACGAAUUUCCCUUCAGUGUUUCCAAACAUCUACAGGAUUAACUGGCUACUAACAGGUUACAGCUUCAGCCUACCCUUACCCUUUUAUUUUCCUUUCUUAUUACUCACUUCUACCCAAGACAGGUUCUUGCCUCAUAGCCCAGGCUAUCCUCCAGCUCGCUAUGGAAUCCCAGCUGGCCAUGAAUUUAGGAUCCUCCUGUUUCAACCCAAGUGCUGCAUUUACAGGAAGAAAGGGAAAAAAAAAAAAACUUGUACAAUACAAGCACAAUGCCACACUUUCCUUCAUCUAAACCACCCAAUGUUAGUCUGAAAAUCUGGUCUGUGUCAACACAAGCACAGACAUAUUUAUAAUGAUCAAAGGAUGCUUCAUCGUUUCUGGUUUUAGGAGAAUAGUAACACUAUUUUCCCUCAAGAAGUUCUGUUUCUCUCAGUGAGAAACAAACAACUGCAUCCAGACGUGGACCCUGCACUAAAUGCAGUUUAUGUCUCACAGCACAGUCGUUCUCAUGGAAUCUAAAAUUUGCUUAAAAUUCUUAACAACUUAGUAACCUAAAAACAUCAUGUUCUCUGCAAUACUUGCAACUUCUAUGUAGAAAAUGCAUAUCUCUUUUGUGAUUUCAGAGAAGCCAUUUUGGAGAGAGGGGGCAUAUUUUUAUCUCAACGUGACUACAUGCACCAUAAUAGGAAUAUUUAGCUGCCAAAAUUAUCUUUCAGGAAAAGUGUUUAAAUACUAUCUAUGCGUUUCUUCUUCCCGCCUUGCAAUUUGAUUUUUACAAGGAACUGAAUCUCAAAAGCAGGCUGUAAUAUUCUAUUUUCUUUAUAGCCUCUUGAAAGAAACUUCUGUUGUUUUGCUUCAACCAUGGAAAUGUUUUACUUAAUUGGCAUUAUCUACUAAUGUUGGAAAAUUUUCCAUGAAUACACAGUUAAUAAAUGCCAAAUGGAAAUGCAAAGAGAAGUAGUAUAUGCUGAGGAAGAUACAAAAAGAGAAAGGGCAGAAAUAAAGGCAGAGGCAAUUUCCCUAACCAUCUACCUGCAAGCGCCUGGAUAGGUUCAGUUCAGCUGCCAGGGAUUCUUAGGAAAGCUCAGUGCAUGUGGUUAGUCCUAGGUACCCCCCAAAGAUCUCCAGGAAGAGGUGAGCCCAUGGAUCAUGCUGGGUUUUGAGUGGCACCACUAUGGCCCUCGAACAGAUAUUUGCCAUUUUCAUUGUUUUACUUUCUAUAGCACAGUGCUGGGAUGUAGUAUUUAAUUGUUAGAAUAGUACAUGUGUCUUUUUUCCUUUGCUGUGGACCAUAUUUCAAUCACGCUUUUAAAUGAGUGGACUUCAGCCUCUCAGGAUUCUACCACACAACAGGAGAAAAGGUCCUGUUAAGAGAGCAAACAAAAUGGCAGACUAAGCAUUGUGAAGCCUCAAACCUUGUUUGCCUAUUUUCUGGGAAGUCUGGGAUGCUGCUGUUUGCUUGCCUGUUUUCUGUUUGGAGAGCAUGUUGCUUGUCAUUAUUGUUUGUCUCUUGUGUUCCGGCUCUUUCAUUUUUGCUUGAAACAGAUUUCAUUACACACAUACAUUCUCCUUAGAACAAUGCACACCAGUUUUCCCUCUGCGUUCAGUCCUAGGUGGGUCCCCUGUUAGCACUUCCUACUGAGACAGACCUGACCUCCACUUCAUUUCUUGCCUGGCCACUCUCUACUCUCUGCCUACCAAUGGUUCCCUGUACUCUAUCAUUUCCAAUAUAGAGCCAUUUAGCUUUUAAUGUCCAGUAUCCAUCCUACCAACCAACAAACCCCAUCAGCUGGUUCUUCUGAAUCUCUGCAGGUGGCAAGCCUGACUCCCCAUGCCUGUUCCUGCCUCUGCAGGGGUCGAUACAGGAAACCAGAAAAUAACAAGGCCUUUUUAUUCUCUUUAACUAUGAUACAAUUUGUUCCCUUCUGCCCCCAAGCUCACCCCUGCUCCUACUCUGUGGGAAGCUUCUACUGAUUGGGGCUGUAUUAACUCAUAACUCAUUUGCUUUAUGGAAAUUCUGAGCCUUUAUUUCUCAAGGGAAUAGAGAAACUCAACAGGCCUCCUACCCAGCUGGUUCUUUCCAUGCAAACUACUGAAUCUAUAUAAAUUAGAUUCAAGUAACUGGGUAUUUUAGGGAUUUAUACUCUCAGCACUGCAGAUAGAACUGGGACAUGUUCUCAGAAUCCCCUUUGUGCCUGUAACUCGAUCACUCAAUUUAGACAAGAAUUGGGGCCAAAAUAAGAAAAUUCUGGAUUAACCGGAAGAAAUGUCCGUGACUUUAUAUUUUGUUUGUUGGGUUUUGUUCAUUGUUUAUUUGUCUGGGAGAGGUUUUGUUGGUAUUGUUGUUAUUUUUGUCCUCUUUUUGUUUUUUAAGAUAGGGUCUCACUCUGUAUUCCAGGUUAUUCUAACACUCACUGUGUAUCCUAGGCUGACCUUAAACUCUUAGUGAUCCUUCUGCCUCAGCCUCCUGAAUGCUGGAAAUACAGGCAUGAGCUACACUGAGAAGUUGUUUUCAAUUGUUUUUUUGAGAAACUCUGUCCAUUUAUUGAUGGCACAAAAUGAAAAUAACAUUAAUCUUGAAGACCAUGCCUAGUCACCUUUAUAAUGAAUGCCUUCCUUCUAAUCAAAUGUUUAAAUAAUUUAUCAACCAAAUUAUACAAAACAACUCCUAGAAGUGGAUGGUCUCCAUCCCCUGUAAUAUUCAAUACAACAAAUUCCAGUAAAAUCUGAGCACUGAGACUAUCCGUCCCAGUGUGGCAUUGUGCAUGGGUGUGCAUAUAGAAAUGGUUAAUAUCUCUUUUAAAUUGCUGAUUUUUCUCAUGGCAAGACUGAAGUUUUUUCAGUAAACAAUGGAGAGAUCAAUUAGGUUAAUGUUUUCUUAUUGAUUCUGAUGACAGAGGAAACAUCCUGCUGGCUAAUUUCUAACUGGCCUGGCUUCUCAGAGACAGCUGGAAGCCAGCAACCACAGACACCAUGAAGAAAAGAGCUCCCUUCAGAACUGAGAGGGAGAGAAGGGGAAUGCAGUAAGUAGGAAUUGCCAGGGAAUGGCCAGGCUUCUUAUGACAUAAAUUUUAAAUGAGAUGUGAUCUUUUUGGCUCAGUAUUCUGACAUCUCUGUAGAAAAAGAAGUUAGGAAAGUAGUGUUAGAUUAGCUCUAGAUACGAAAGUCAGCUUGACUCUGUCAUGUUGAAAGUACAUAGGAGUUUAUACUUACGUCUGUCUUCUAUAUUUUGAAGCAUAAUAAGGUCAUGUCAACAUCAUGUAACACUGGAGAUUCUCACACAGAAAUAUGAUUUGAAUUUAGCAUACACUUUGAGAAGAUCAACUACAAACACUAACAUGUCAGUGAAUCUCUUAAGUGCAAAUUUUAUUUCUCAAAAAUGUUUGUAUUCAAUUGGAAAAUCAUUCUAUAUAUAGUAUUAAAGUAUAUCUUCUUGAUCUCAUGACUGAUAAUCAUAUGUCCUCUCACACAACCUAGAAGAGCUUUGCAGCCUCUCAGAAAUGCAACAACCCCUGUGUGAUUUUUUGUUAUUUUUUUUUAAUUGAUGGUUUGAUAGAAUCAUCUGUUACCAAGCAGGGACUUUGUAUUUUAAGGAUACUUUAAAAUUGCCAAGACUCCCAGAGACUUGUACACAUGUACACACAUACACACACACACACCACCAUCAUCAUAACAUGAACCUUUGGGAAUUACUUGGCAAUGGUGGUCAGUGGUCAGAAUAGGAAACAUUCAGUAUAGUAGUUUAUUGGGGAAUCAUCUCUUUAGUUCAAACUGCAGAACCAAUAAUGCAGGGGCUUUGUUGGUGGUGGUGGUUUCUUGUUUGUUUGUUUUGUUCACUCUGGAAAGACUUAAAAUGAAACUUGGAAUAUGCUUGCAAAUGACCUUUCUUAUCUCAGCCAUUCUGUUAUCUCUAUAUGAGCCAUCAGCUCCACUCAUGAACCACUGUAGAGUCUGAACCCAUAAAAUCCAAUGUGUAGAAUCUAAUAUUCCUGCCACCAAAAUUUUAGCCUUGAACACAGUUCUAUGAUUGUUGGGAUAUCAAUUUUCAUUAGUUUAAUCAGAACUGAGUUAGAAAUAUAUAUACAUAUAUAUAUAAUAUCCCUAUUACAUGGUAAUGAGAAAGAUCAUAAUGAUAUCAAUGCCAUUAUUUUGAAUUAUGUAUGCCUUUUUAUAAGAACAUAUCUACCAAUAUAAAAGGAAUAUAUAAACAGCUCUGUGCUAGUAUUUUCAUUUAAUUAGAAGCAAAGAUGAAAUGACAAUUUUCAUUUGGCAAUACAUUCCCUGAGCUUCUCACCUAAUUAACAGUUAUAAUUUAAAACGUGAAGUGGCGUUGUUUUCAUCUCAUUAUAUUACAUGAAAUAUAAGUAAAUAAAAUUGCAAAUUGAGCUUUCUAAAAAUACAUCGAACAACAUCUAUCAAAUGUAACAAACACAUUUUCUUUUUUUAAGGAAAAGUGUGAGUCUAAACAUCAGGUGUGUUACUUGUUGUUGCAUUUUUUUUUAUAGCACUGAUGAUGCAUUCUUGAUUUCCAAAGACAAUUUCUUCUAGAAAAAAUAUGCACUUCAUAGUUUUAAUUCUGUCUGAAAUUAUGAUAACCAAUGACAGUGUUUAAAAAUAACCCAUAAUGUUUCAGAAGAGAAAAAUAUCAAAACACAGUAACGAAUCUGAUUAGAUUCUCAUGUACUUAAAUACAAAUAUUUUAAGUAUAUCAUUGUCUGGGAGCUGCAUUUCUCUCCAGCUGCAGAAGCAGAGGCAAAUGAGCCCCUUCUUUGGACCAUAGUAUUGAGUCUGCUCAAAUAUGAGCACCAAGCCUUCUGCCUGUUCAUCUCUUCCUCUAAUUCUGGGGCAUGAAAGAAGACUAGACUUGACCCCUUUCCUCAAAAUCCAGGGGUGAAGCAAAUUUGGAAUUCUGCUGCUCAGCACGUUAGUUCAGCUUCUGAGACAAGACAACCUUCUCAUUUAUGGGAAAUGCCAAAAGAUGAGCACACAAAAGAAGUCUGACAGUUCAUGCUUUGCAGAUUUUGUGUCCGUGUAAAUGAAACCAUGACCACAUCUUCCAAAACUUUGUGUGAAAUCCAUGCCAUAGCAAUGAGCACAGCAUGCUACCUAGCUGAGUUGUUUUAACAACCUCCCCACCACACACACACACACAAGUGCAUGCUUUGCCUUUCCAAUAUAUUUCCCUGGGAAUCUGUGUUUUACCUCUUUUCCCUGCCAGAGACAUACACACGUGGUUUGUUCCGAUGAUUCACAAAGGAAUGUUCAAAGGCACACAGCAUUCCAUCCUGAAAGUUCUUCCUUGUAGUGUGUUUGGUUAUUUGCUUACAUUAGUAUGUUGGCCCUACAAUAAUGUUUUAUUGUAAAAAACAAACACUCUCACUUGCAGAAAAGACUAAGCUAUCAUUUUAUACUUAAUGCACAUUUCCAGGCAAAUGUAGCUUUCCCAAAAAUUAUCUGAUGUAUUACAAGGCUCCUACACAGAGCAAAGUGUUGGCUAGCACAUCAAGUAUUAGGACAUUGCUGCAUUCUUUUCUGAAGCAUUGCUAUUAGACUGUUUAUAAUAGUUGUACAUAGAAACAAUAUGUAAACUCUUGCUCUGUGUUACUUAUGAUGUGCCAGAAUCCAUAAACAUUUUGGGCUGUAUUGUGAUUUCUUGCAUGUAAUGUAUGAGUAUAUAUGACUAAUAAAGAAAACCUACUCCUAA
Meriones unguiculatus (Mongolian gerbil) is the source of this 11278-nucleotide messenger RNA. It is a transcript of the gene Oprm1, whose product is annotated as opioid receptor mu 1. NCBI's taxonomy places the organism in Eukaryota, Metazoa, Chordata, Mammalia, Rodentia, Muridae. The record is from RefSeq and is a predicted model, not a curated record. Gene Ontology annotation, biological process: neuropeptide signaling pathway; sensory perception of pain; G protein-coupled opioid receptor signaling pathway. Bases 256 to 1452 code for a protein of 398 amino acids. Gene Ontology annotation, molecular function: morphine receptor activity; beta-endorphin receptor activity; G-protein beta-subunit binding. The transcript is spliced from 4 exons. Gene Ontology annotation, cellular component: neuron projection; membrane.